Messenger RNA from Penicillium hordei, 3699 nucleotides. RefSeq lists its product as uncharacterized. The record is from RefSeq and is a predicted model, not a curated record. Gene Ontology annotation, biological process: maintenance of mitotic sister chromatid cohesion; mitotic sister chromatid cohesion. NCBI's taxonomy places the organism in Eukaryota, Fungi, Ascomycota, Eurotiomycetes, Eurotiales, Aspergillaceae. Gene Ontology annotation, cellular component: SMC loading complex; chromatin. The transcript is spliced from 6 exons. Gene Ontology annotation, molecular function: protein binding; double-stranded DNA binding. Bases 1 to 3699 code for a protein of 1232 amino acids.
AUGUCCGAUCGUCUACACCGCGCCACAGAUAAGUUUAAGACUAUGAUCAAAAUGAGAUCUUGGUCCCAGAAACGAGCGAGAGAGCAACAGGAGGAUGGCCGAGGCCGUUGCUACCUAAUGGAAUUACCAACCGAGCUGCUACUGGAGAUAAUAUCCCAUCUGACAGUGCUGCCGGAGGCUGCGCUUGCGCUGACCAACAAGCGCAUGUUCGCAAUAUCCGGAGAGAUCCUGUUCUCGAAAUCCCUCCGGUUCAGUCGUGACUUUGCCCCACUGUUCCACCAUUACCGCAAUGGACACAACUUCGUCACUCCCCGGUGGUCUUUCCUCAACUUGUUGGAAAACUCCCGCUGGAAACUAUGCUCCAAGUGUUUGAAACUCCACCCUAGAGCCGCAUUCUCAUCCAGAGAGCUGAGGCGGAAGCCAGAGAAUCGAACAUGCAAGAUUGGAGAGUUAGCAGGGGUUGUCGACCUGUGCCCAUGCAAGAAAUUAACCUUCCGCGAUAAACUCGAUCUUGCGGACCAUGUUCGAGUGCGGCAGGUGGCACUGCAACCAUUGAAAUCACACUUCGGGAAUGCCGUUGACGACCGCUAUUGCUGGCAUACAUGCACCGAACAGUAUGGCCCAACAGAACUGAAGACAUCUCUAUUCCCAGAAAUCAAUGCCGACAACCAGUUGAUUCUUCGCACGGAAUACGAACUCACCACGGAGUUGGGCCAAGUUGGAAAGGAAGAUUAUAUGACACCACGCUUCGGAUGUGCACAUAGAUCAGUCGACCUGUGGCUCUCGAGCGUUCACCAAACCACUAUAUGUCGCCUCUUCGACUCUUCCUGUUCAUCCUGCAAGCGUAUAUCAUAUCAACACGGGCAAAUCCCCCCGCAGAUACUGUACAAUAAUGCCGCUCCUCCGCCCCCAUACGAUAGCUAUGGCAAGCCAGCAAUGUAUCCUUCGGCUAUGACACCAUAUUCAUACCCAUCGACAUAUACUCCACAGCCACAGCCACAGCCACAGCAACAGCAACAGCAACAGCAACAACAGCAGCAGCAGCAGCAGCAGCAAACGCGUCCUCCGCCGCAAACCCCCCCGCAGCAGCCGCUCCAUUUACCACCACAGGCUCUCCAACCGCGGCCACAACCAGGGCAACAGCCAGGACCACAACUCCUCCCUCAACUACAAUCCCCCCCUCCACCUCAGCCUCCUCCCCCACCUCCGCCUCCGCCUCAAAUCCAACAUGAAGAGCUUCAACAUCAGUUUGUCAAUCCGGCUCAAUUAUUUGUACAACAACCUCUGCCUACUGCUCCGCGAUCCCGAUACACCCAACUCUCUCCUCAGUAUGGCGAACCGCCUUUCGUCCCAAGUGCUAGUCCUUCCCAAAUACCACCGGCUGCUUUGCCACCUCCGCCGGUCAUGCCUGUUCAUGUUGCUCCUGUCCCGUCUCCUAUUACUCCCAAACCAAACACCCAAAACAAGCAAGGAAAACCCAAUAUCCAUACACCGCAAGCACAACCUAUCAUUAAAGUGGGACCCACACCAGCAAAGACCUCCCCCAAAAUAGAGCUCCAGAAAAAACCUUCUACACCUAUUGCGACGCCGAAACGACCCCAGCCUGAUCCAUCGCCGGCGACACAUGCUACUCCGCAGGUCAUGAUCCCUGCCCCUUCUCCAGUCGUUCAAGCAAGAAUUCACGCCCAAACUCCGAAGAAGCAACUUCAACCGCAGCAUAUUGAAAAGAAGAGACAGCCGAGUCAGCCAAAUGUCGAAAAGCAUGGGAAGCCCACACCUGCCAAGUCUACAAAGCCUCCGGUCGACUAUCAGGUUCUGCUGUUGUCCCUGGCCGAUGAAUAUCUAAAUGCUGCUCAUGCGCGUGGAACAACGACCUCAUUGACCGCUCGUGAGACGGAUGUCGAGGAAUAUUACAAGCUGGUUGCUACCGGAUUGGGCUGUUUGGAGGCUGUCUUGAAGAACUGGCGAUUGCAACCUCGCAAAGAAGCCCUUGUUAGACUUCGCUAUGCCCGUACAUUGUUCGAGGAAACAGACAAUGAUAUCGAAGCGGAAACAGCAUUGAGUAAAGGAAUCGAUCUUUGUGAACGAAACCGUAUGCUUGACUUGAAAUACAGCAUGCAGCACCUCUUGGCACGAAUGCUCCACAAGAGUAACCCCAAAGCUUCCUUGAAAGCGGUCGAUGGGAUGAUUCAGGACGUAGAAGCGUACCGUCAUGCCGCAUGGGAGUACGCAUUUCGUUUUCUUCGAGUAUCACUCUCGUUGUCAUCUCCGUCACACCAAGACUCCGUGCAAGCGUUACAGCAUCUUCACAAAAUCACGGCUAUGGCUAGCCGUAACGGGGAUAAGGCUGUUUCAGCAAUGGCGGCUGUCAUUGAAUCGCUUGCACAUUUGCAGCAAGCGACAAAUUCCGAUUCUAUCGAGCAGGCACAGCGCGCCGUGGCCGCCGCGCGAAGUCAUCAGCUGAAUGAUGAACUUCGCCAUAUACCCCAACUUACAACCUUGAUUCAAAUGGUCGAUAUCUGCUGCAGUCUUCUAGAGUACGACGCCAACCAGUCUGGACAGAAGCUGAAGGUCAUGCAGGCUUUGAUGGACGAAACAUUGAGCGACAGCAACUGGCGUCCCGAUGGAUCCUUUUCGGUCCCUCUCAACGGUAAAUCUGCCGGGCCGUCAUCCAUCGACACAGGUGACAUCUUGCAGGUUCAUAAUGGGACAUUGCUACUAAGUUUCAACUGGCUUCCUCAGCACGAUCUUUAUGCGCUUUGCUAUUUCUUAAGCUCAAUCACGCUUACUGCCAAGAACUCAUAUGACGGCCGGAAAGCAGAGAAAUAUCUUGAGGAAGGGCUUCGAAUGGUUCAAGGCAAUUUCAAGGCCCCCCAAGAAAUUUCAGAAUCCAUGGUCAAUGCCAACCGUCGGGUUCAGUGGCGUCAGUCCCUUUACUGCAACCUUCUCCUCCAACGAGUCUUCCUAGCCUGCGCUCGAACCGAUUGGGAUCUUGCCAGCCAGACCCUGAAUGACCUUCGACAAGUCUUCCAAGAGCUUGGUUCCAACCUCCCGGACACCAUCGAAUGUCUGAUGGAAUAUGCCGCUGGCACCAUCGCACAGGCAACUGGCGAUCUCAAAGCCGCGCUGAACAUAUUCCAAUCACCGAUUCUGUCACUGGACCCCGUUACAAGCAAGACAGGCCGCAAUGACCCCUGUCGCGAUACGCGCAUCCUCGGCGGUCUCAAUACAGUCCUUAUCCUCCGUGACCCAAGUCACCCAUCGCACUCAUUGCUCAGCGCCGUUCUAGCAACCCUCGAACCAUUCUGCCAAAGCAGCCCAAACAAGUACAUACAAGCUGCCUACUACCUAGUCUGCGCAACCGUUCACUCCGAGUCAACCAUUCAAACAAAACAGUACCUCCAGCAAGCCCUGCAGUCUGCCACCGCAAUCAGCAACAGCCAAAUCACCUGCAUGACCCUAACAUUCAUGAGCUGGAAGUACUUCCGCGGCGUGGUCGGCGAGCAAGCCGAGAAAAGCGCUCGCGCCGGCCGUGCAAUGGCUAAACGAGCUAAUGACCGUAUGUGGGCGAGCGUCACUGACGACAUGCUGGCUGAGACUCUCGAGCGACAGGGCAAGGGCGAGGAAGCGCAGAGUGUCCGCGAAGAAGGUCAACGCUUGGUCUCGGGUCUUCCACUGCGUCUGAGACGUUCGGCCUGA